Messenger RNA from Durotheca rogersii, 1164 nucleotides. RefSeq lists its product as uncharacterized. Bases 427 to 1047 code for a protein of 206 amino acids. Lineage: Eukaryota; Fungi; Ascomycota; Sordariomycetes; Xylariales; Xylariaceae. The transcript has a single exon. The record is from RefSeq and is a predicted model, not a curated record.
CCGUGGUAGCGUGGGCGAGCAAGGGGAGCAUGGGGAAGCAAUGGCCUUCUGCACUGAACAGCACCGAUCGUGGUCUGGUCACGGCCGGCAAGGUCACCGGUAGUCGGCAGAGGAUGCGAGAUGCCAACCCCCAACUCACCUCCACACAUCAUCACAAGACACCUUGAUGACAUGCUAACCUCCUACCAGAAUGGUGUGGUGACAUGCGUCGCCGCCAGACUGUAUUGAGACCUAGCACGUAGGAAUUUCUCCCAAGGGCUGUCGAGAAAUGCGUGUCAUGUACAUACUAGUAGUAUCUCUGCUACCCCCACCCACACGUACAAUACCUCCGGGUCCUAUGAUGGCCGCAGACUGACCGGUUCGCACACCAGGACCGCACAGAAUUUAAGUAGUCCUCAGCGUACUGGUACCCGGGCCAGUUUGGGCAUGGUUCCCGGGGAUCGUCCGACUUUAACGGGCCUGUCUGAGUCGUGCUCUGGACGGUGCACUGACCGACGCGGUCUGGGGAGCCCGGAGCAAACCCGCUCGCGGACGAGAAAGACCUGCGUAGGAAUCCUGCGAAGCUUGUUGAGGCGUCGACCCAAUAUUGCCGGAAACUCGGCUUGUGGCCUGGACUCGGCAAGUACCUGUCCUACUCUACUCCCUUCUGCUAGGGAUCGCGACGGAUCCUGUCACGCACAACAAACAACCCGAGGGGGCACGGGAAAUCCGCCAAGACCAGUGUCUAGGAGAAUCACAGCGCAGAGAGCCAGCAGUUUCAGGUGGAAGGGCGCACGCCUAAACCUCAGGCGAGCGCGGCCUACGGGGUGGCUGCCCUCCAGCCAGCAAUCCCGAUGUCCGUCACAAAGAACAGACGGGAAAACCGUGACAACCGCAUUCCCAGCCAAGCUAACCAAAGUAGUAGCGAUAAGAGUCGGACGAGAGCCAGGGGGGAGCGGAGGGGAGGGGAGGAAGAAAGUUGCAUCGGGCAGGGUCGGUCCUCGAAGUCUGGCUUGGCCCGCCUCGCUCGAGAGGGGAGAAGCUGUUGGUAGGUUUAAGUGUUUCUAGAUGAGAAGCACAUCAAGUAGCAACCAUGCAAGUGCCGAGGCCGCUCUACGACAAAGCGCCGUAGAAACAACGUCAUAGCCGAUUUCCAAGGGAAAAAUCGAAGUUCUGCCGUUUUAG